CAAGUCUCUAAGAGGUGUCAUGGAAACAAAGCAUUAGUGUAUUUCUGUCACUGUUUAAAAUCGCAUGUGAUGAGUAGGCGAAAAUGCUCCAGCCUCCAUCAUUUCAGCUAGAUGAGCCGUAGAUGAGAACUGGCCUUCGUGAUCCAGCCAUCUUCAUAUUCUCUGAAAGAUCUAGAGAAUUCUGAGGGCAGUAAAAUGAACAUGGAAGAAUUCAAUGCCCUGGAUGAUUUGAGUGGAAUGAUUCAAGAUAGUCCGCUACUAGAUGAUGAAGAUCCAUUCCUGAACGAUGAUUAUCACUCACUUCAAAUCAACAACAAGAAGUCCAAUUCCAAACCUAAGUAUGAUCCUGCAUGGAAAUUCAUGGGCUUGGGAAAAAGACCUCAUUCUCAUAGGAAAGAGAUUUCGACUUACGAUUCUUCUCACCAGUACGACCAGUCGGAAUCUUACGAGAGUAUGGUCCCUAAGGGCAUUGAUUAUUCGUUGGUUAAAAAUCCAGAAGAGAAGGCCAAUCCUUUAUUGACAUUCUCCACACUUAUCAACUUUGAAAUUGUCAAUGCCAUUAGGGAUGGAAUCGCUGAGGCCACAAAGAAAGCGAUGAAAAACUCGGAAGGUUCACCUGUCUCUAAAUUCUAUUCGGAUGUAGAUCAUGGCUCUGAGAGGUUGAGAAAUCCGGCCGGCAUGUAUGGCGGACGACAAAAAGCAAUGUAUGAUCCUGGAUGGAUGCUUACUGGACUUGGAAGAAGAUAAUCAUGAGCUUAAAAUAUUAUUUAUUGCUUUUUUUCACUUUGGUUUUAAUUAAUGCCAUUCGAUAACAAAAUUCGGCAUUAAAAUGAAUUACUCAGGAAUAAUUUCAGAUUUUUGUAACUGUAAGUUCGUUGCAAAUAAGGAGCCUAUCCAUGUAUUUAAUAAAAUGAAUGCCGUCAUGAUUUACGGUUAUUUAUAAAUACAUUUGGAGAGCAUGAAUAAAAUC
Molecule: messenger RNA, 970 nt
Organism: Argiope bruennichi
Lineage: Eukaryota; Metazoa; Arthropoda; Arachnida; Araneae; Araneidae
Exons: 2
Coding region: 196-747 (183 amino acids)
Source: RefSeq, a predicted model, not a curated record